AUGGAAGAAAAGCAAGAAGAUAUGGACUUUCAGCUAUUGUCUUCUCUAAACGGAUCAGGCUCAAAUCUUCCAGACAGUAGUGGGCGAUUUGCCACAUCUUUCUCUGGUCAGUCUGGUGCCGCUUCUCCUGUUUUUCAUCACACAGGAACUAUUCAGGGAUUCAAUAACAUUCAUGGAAGCUUCAAUGUUCCCAACAUGCAAGGUACAUUAACAUCAAGAAACUCAACGUUAAAUAAUGUUCCUUCUGGUGGAGUCCAACAACCAACUGGAAGCCUUUCUGGUGGACGGUUCACAUCAAAUAAUCUUCCUGUUGCUUUGUCUCAGUUAUCUCAUGGAAGCUCCCAUGGACAUUCGGGAGUCACUAAUAGAGGAGGUAUAAGUGUAGUAGGAAACCCUGGAUUUAGUAGUAGCACAAAUGGAAUUGGCGGUUCUAUUCCUGGGAUUCUCCCUACAUCUGCUGCAAUUGGUAACCGGAAUGCUGUUCCAGGAUUGGGUGUGUCCCCAAUUUUGGGAAAUGCAGGUCCUCGGAUUACGAGUUCUAUGGGAAACAUGGUUGGUGGGGGCAACAUUGGGAGGAGUAUCAGCUCUGGUGGAGGCAUGUCAGUGCCUGGUCUCGCUUCUCGUCUAAAUUUAAGUGCAAAUAGUGGAUCUGGAAGUUUAACCGUCCAAGGGCAGAAUCGCUUGAUGAGUAGUGUGCUACCACAAGGGUCUCCACAGGUAAUUUCGAUGCUAGGAAAUUCCUAUCCUAAUGCUGGAGGUCCACUUUCUCAAAGCCACGUACAAGUGAAUAAUUUGAGCUCUAUGGGAAUGUUGAAUGAUGUGAAUUCUAAUGACAGUUCUCCUUUUGACAUCAAUGAUUUCCCUCAAUUAACAAGUCGUCCUAGUUCUGCAGGAGGGCCUCAAGGGCAAUUGGGUUCACUGCGAAAACAAGGUCUUGGUGUUAGUCCUAUUGUUCAACAGAAUCAAGAGUUCAGCAUCCAAAAUGAAGAUUUUCCGGCUUUGCCGGGAUUUAAAGGUGGUAAUGCUGAAUAUGCGAUGGAUAUUCACCAGAAAGAGCAACUUCAUGACAAUACUGUGUCGAUGAUGCAAUCUCAGCACUUCUCAAUGGGAAGGUCCGCUGGAUUUAACUUGGGGGGGACUUAUUCUUCUCAUCGUCCCCAACAGCAACAACAACAUGCUCCAUCAGUCAGCAGUAGUGGUGUCUCCUUUUCGCAAGUAAACAAUCAGGAUCUUCUCCAUUUGCAUGGUUCAGACAUAUUCCCAUCAUCACAUUCAACCUAUCACUCACAGACUAGUGGACCUCCUGGAAUUGGAUUAAGACCUCUAAAUUCUGCAAAUACAGUUUCUGGUAUGGGUUCAUAUGACCAGCUUAUACAGCAGUAUCAACAACACCAAAAUCAAUCCCAGUUUCGCCUGCAGCAGAUGUCAGCUGUCAAUCAAUCAUUUAGAGAUCAGGGAAUGAAAUCAAUGCAGACAGCGCAAUCGGCUCCAGACCCAUUUGGUUUGCUUGGGUUGUUAAGUGUGAUAAGGAUGAGUGAUCCUGAUCUAACAUCCCUUGCACUUGGGAUUGAUUUGACUACGCUUGGGUUAAACUUGAAUUCAACAGAAAAUCUGCACAAGACUUUUGGUUCUCCAUGGUCUGACGAGCCAGCUAAGGGUGAUCCAGAGUUUAGUGUUCCACAAUGUUAUUAUGCUAAACAACCGCCUGCACUACAUCAAGGGUAUUUCUCAAAGUUUUCUGUGGAAACAUUGUUUUAUAUCUUUUACAGUAUGCCCAAAGAUGAAGCGCAACUAUAUGCUGCCAAUGAACUCAAUAAUAGAGGCUGGUUUUAUCACAAGGAGCAUCGUCUAUGGUUCAUAAGGGUCCCCAACAUGGAGCCACUCGUCAAGACAAACACGUAUGAGAGAGGAUCUUAUCACUGCUUUGAUCCUAACACAUUUGAAACGAUCCGAAAGGAUAAUUUUGUCUUGCAGUAUGAGGCGUUGGAGAAGAGACCGGUCUUACCGCAGCACUGA
This is a messenger RNA of Prunus armeniaca (apricot), 2016 nucleotides long. Lineage: Eukaryota; Viridiplantae; Streptophyta; Magnoliopsida; Rosales; Rosaceae. The record is from the annotation of a GenBank genome assembly.